CGCGUUUAACCAUUCGCUCUCAACCCUUUUUCCUUUCCUUGCUCCAUUGUACAAUUUCUGACAUUCCACCCAUAACCAUCUCUUUUGCUUCUAUCCACUCCUUCCAUCAGAUCCUUCUCACUCUCUUUCUGUGCUUCCUCCACUGUUAACAGCAAAGGCGAAACAAGGCCCAUUCUCCAUCACGCCCCCAUCGCAGCCUUUCGUUCCACUCCAUUUCUUGUACCUUUGUAUAACGCGAACAAUGGUCGGACUCACCUCUGCAGCUGGAGUUAUCGCACUCCUCGAUGAACAUGAUGACGACCUCAAGGUGUAUGCCCUGCAGAAGCUCAAUGGUCUUGUCGAUCAGUUCUGGGCAGAGAUCUCGGACGCAGUGUCGAAAAUCGAAAUCAUGUAUGAAGACACUGAGUUCAAAGAUCGGCAACUAGCAGCACUGGUCGCCUCCAAGGUCUACUACCACCUGGGCGAGUUUGAUGACUCCCUCAACUUUGCUCUUGGCGCUGGAAACCUCUUUGAUCUCUCGUUAAAGUCGGAAUACGUUGAUACCAUCGUCUCAAAGUGCAUCGACAAGUAUAUUGCUUUGCGAGUCCAAGAACAACAGGACCCGCAGAACGCAGAACCUAUGGAUCCCAGACUCCAGGAGGUUGUGGAAAAGAUGUUUGAUCGGUGCUACCGGGAUGGCGAGUACAAGCAGGCUGUUGGCAUUGCAUUGGAGGCACACCGCCUAGAUGUUGUUGAACACUCGAUCAAAGCCGGCGGACCCUCCAACAUUCUUCCGUACGUUUACGAGUUGACAAUGACGGUCGUCUUGGACCAGGCAUAUCGCAACACGCUCCUGCAGCUUCUCGUCGGGCAAUUCCGCAAGUUGGAGGAGCCCGACUAUGUCGCCAUCAACCAGUGCCUCGUCCACCUUGGUGAUUAUCAGGCUAGUGCAGAGCUGCUUCAAACCCUUGUCGAGUCGGGCGUACAGUCCGACUUGCUGAUGGCAUAUCAGCUUGCCUUUGAUCUGGAAAAUAAUGCUACUCAAAAGUACCUCACAAAGGUCGCCAGUGCUCUCCCCACGGAGCCUGGAGAGACUACGCAGGCCAAGCUCGACAAGGCCAAAUCCAUUUUGUCCGGAAAGGAGACCAUCAAGCUGCAACUCGAGUUCCUUUGCCGUAACAACCAUACGGACAUGUUGAUUUUGAAAAAUUCCAAGACGGUUCUGGACGCUCGUCUCUCAAUCUAUCACUCUGCGGUGACAUUUGCAAACGCGUUCAUGAACGCUGGAACCACAAGCGACGACUUUUUGCGACAGAAUCUGGAAUGGCUCUCUCGUGCUACCAACUGGUCCAAGUUUAGCGCGACUGCUGCGCUGGGAGUCAUCCACAAGGGCCAUCUUUCUCAAGGACUGUCGCUGUUGGCGCCAUACCUCCCUCAGGAGGGUGUCACUGCCAGCCCUUACUCUGAGGGCGGUUCACUCUUCGCUCUUGGACUCAUCCAUGCUAAUCAUGGCGACGAAGUACUUGAAUAUCUCCGUGGUGUCCUCAAGAACACCCAAAUCGAAGUCUUGCAGCAUGGUGCUUGUCUGGGUCUCGGAACUGCUGGAAUGGCCACUGACAAUGAUGACAUCUAUGAGGAGUUGAAGAACGUCCUCUUCAGUGAUAGUGCUAUUGGUGGUGAGGCAGCCGGACUUGCAAUGGGCAUGGUGAUGCUCGGUACAGCUUCAGAGAAGGCGUUGGAUGAGAUGCUGCAAUAUGCUCAUGAGACCCAGCACGAAAAGAUUAUCCGAGGAUUGGCUGUUGGCAUCUCUCUGGUUAUGUACGGCAAGGAGGAUGCGGCCGAUGCGCUGAUCGAGCGCCUUUCGGCAGACAAGGAUCCCAUCAUGCGUUACGGAGGAAUGUACACCAUUGCCAUGGCAUACUGCGGUACUGGAAACAACAAGGCUAUUCGGCGUCUUCUCCACGUCGCUGUUAGCGAUGUCAAUGAUGAUGUGCGACGUGCAGCUGUCACUGCUCUCGGAUUCAUCCUGUUCCGUUCUUACAAACAAGUUCCUCGUAUCGUGCAGCUUCUUGCAGAAAGUUAUAACCCUCAUGUACGAUAUGGUGCAUGCCUGGCUCUCGGAAUCUCUUGUGCUGGAACAGGGUUGAUGGAGGCUAUCGAGCUACUGGAGCCCAUGACCAAGGACAAUGUUGACUUUGUUCGUCAGGGAGCGUUCAUUGCCUUGGCCAUGGUCCUGAUGCAACAGAACGAAGUGCAGAAUCCAAAGUCAGCUACGGUGCGUACGAUGUACGAGGAAGUCAUUAAGAAGAAGAAUGAGGACGCAUUGGCCAAGUUUGGCGCAGUCCUCGGUCAGGGAAUAAUCGAUGCUGGUGGACGGAAUGUCACGAUCUCUAUGCAGUCUCGCUCUGGACAUUCGAACAUGCCUGCCAUUGUCGGCGUUGCGCUCUUCACUCAGUUCUGGUACUGGUUCCCCGCCAGCCACUUCCUCAGCUUGGCCUUUACCCCAACCGCCUUCAUCGGAGUGAACGCGGACCUCAACAUGCCCGAGAUUGAGUUUACGUCAAACGCGAGGCCUUCGUUGUUUGCUUAUAUUCCACCAACCAAGCCUCCAACGGCGGCAGUCGUUGAAAAGGUCGCGACUGCAGUGCUUUCAACAACAGCCAAAGCUCAUGCUAAAGCAAAGAAGGCAAAGACUGCAGAGACUGACGCCAUGGAUGAAGACGAGAAGCCGGAAGAGAAGCCCGAGGAGCCGAAGGAUGACGAGGCCAAGGCUGCUGUUAAGCCUAAGAAGGAGCCCCAGUCUGAAAAGCUGGGUAACCUGGCACGUGUGGUCCCAGCUCAGCUCAAAUACAUAUCGUUCGAUAAAGAGGCACGCUAUGUCCCUGUCAGAAAGGACUUUACGGGAGGCAUCGUUGUACUUCUGGACAACAGGAGCGGGGAGCCAGAGACCCUCAUUGCCACCACAGCCGCAACUGCGCCUGCAACAGCUCCAACAGUUGAUUCUAAGAUGGAGGUAGAAGAGGAGGAAGCGCCCGUUCCAGAGCCUUUCACCUAUCCCUUCGACCAGUAAUGAAACGUAGACAGAACGGCGUCCUCUUGGCUGAUCAUUACCAUUGUCCAGGGGUCAAGCUGAUAAGCAACCAAUAAAUGUGUCCUUGAAAGGACAGUCUCCAUGUAAUGCAUGAGCAUGAAGGAAC
This is a messenger RNA of Gamsiella multidivaricata, 3176 nucleotides long. Its product is annotated as armadillo-type protein. The transcript has 12 exons. The coding region runs from base 242 to 3049 and encodes 935 amino acids. Gene Ontology annotation, cellular component: proteasome regulatory particle, base subcomplex; proteasome complex; nucleus. Gene Ontology annotation, molecular function: enzyme regulator activity. NCBI's taxonomy places the organism in Eukaryota, Fungi, Mortierellomycota, Mortierellomycetes, Mortierellales, Mortierellaceae. Gene Ontology annotation, biological process: regulation of protein catabolic process; proteasome-mediated ubiquitin-dependent protein catabolic process. The record is from RefSeq and is a predicted model, not a curated record.